This is a messenger RNA of Clupea harengus (Atlantic herring), 3521 nucleotides long. RefSeq names its product basic proline-rich protein-like. Lineage: Eukaryota; Metazoa; Chordata; Actinopteri; Clupeiformes; Clupeidae. Bases 87 to 3416 code for a protein of 1109 amino acids. The record is from RefSeq and is a predicted model, not a curated record. The transcript is spliced from 6 exons.
GGAAUCAAAGCUGGGGUGUUGCUGUUGCAGUAGUGAGUAGAAGAGUGCUACUUUUGGGUCUUAGAUUCAAACCGUUGAAGUUGGUGAUGACUCUUGGCAUGAUGUUCAGGUUGCCUUGGAUUUGCCUUUACUUCAUAUGUGAAAUAUGUGGCCAAAAACUUCAACAAGAGUUGGAAGUACCCCAGAGUUCUGGGUACUCUAGCUUCAGACCCAGGCCUCCUGGCAUUGGCUCUGUACCUUCCAUGAAUGACUUCAGCUCAAUCAAAGGUCAAGCGUUCCCAAGUUACAAUGAACCUUCUAAGGAAAGUAAAGCAGAGACUCCUCAUGCCCCAGCAAGCCAGAUGCAGAUGCCAUCAAACCAGGUUUGGUCUCCGGUGAGCCAAGAUGGCCUGGCGAACUCAGUGUGGACUCCCCUCACCCCUGCUCAGGAGGGCCAGGGUCAGCAGUCUGUAAGCCAGGCGUUCAAGAUGGCAAGGGCCCAGAUGUCCCCGCCAUCAGUGAGCCAGGCUGCCAAGAUGCCACAGGCGCAGAUGCCCCCAGCAUGGGCCCAGAUUCCCCAGGAGAAAACCCAGAUGCCCCCAGCAUGGGCCCAGAUGCCUCCAGCCCCAGUGAGCCAGGCUGCCAAGGUGCCCCUAUCCCCAGUGAGCCAGGCAGCCAAGAUGCCCCAGGCGCAGAUGCCCCCAUCAUGGGCCCAGAUCCCCCCGGCUCCAGUGAGCCAGACAGCCAAGAUGCCCCAGGCCAAGAUGCCCCGAGCAUGGGUCCAGAUGCAGAUGCCAUCAAACCAGGUUUGGUCUCCGGUGAGCCAAGAUGGCCUGGCGAACUCCGUGUGGACUCCCCUCACCCCUGCUCAGGAGGGCCAGGGUCAGCAGUCUGUAAGCCAGGCGUUCAAGAUGGCAAGGGCCCAGAUGUCCCCGCCCUCAGUGAGCCAGGCUGCCAAGAUGCCCCAGGCGCAGAUGCCCCAGGCGCAGAUGCCCCCAGCGCAGAUGCCCCCAGCAUGGGCUCAGAUGCCUCCAGCCCCAGUGAGCCAGGCUGCCAAGGUGCCCCAGGCGCAGAUGCCCCCAUCUUGGAACCAGAUCCCCCCCGCUCCAGUGAGCCAGACAGCCAAGAUGCCCCAGGCCAGGAUGUCCCGAGCAUGGCUCCAGAUGCCCCCGGCCCCAGUGAGCCAGGCAGCCAAGAUGCCCCAGGCCAGGAUGUCCCGAGCAUGGCUCCAGAUGCCCCCGGCCCCAGUGAGCCAGGCAGCCAAGAUGCCCCAGGCCAGGAUGCCGCGAGCAUGGGUCCAGAUGCCCCGGGCUCCAGUGAGCCAGACAGGUGCAGAUGCCCCCAGCAUGGGCCCAGAUGCUUCUGGCCCCAGUGAGCCAGGCAGCCAAGAUGCCCCCAGCAUGGGUCCAGAUGCCCCCGGCCCCAUUAAGCCAGACAGCCAAGAUGCCCCCAGCAUGGGUCCAGAUGCCCCCGGCCCCAGUGAGCCAGGCAGCCAAGAUGCCCCAGGCGCAGAUGCCCCCAACAUGGGCCCAGAUGCCCCCGGCCCCAGUGAGCCUGGCAGCCAAGAUGCCCCAGGCGCAGAUGCCCCCAUCAUGGGCCCAGAUCCCCCUGGCCCCAGUAAGCCAGACAGCCAAGAUGCCCCCGGCUCCAGUGAGCCAGACAGCCAAGAUGCCCCAGGCGCAGAUGCCCCCAACAUGGGCCCAGAUGCCCCCGGCCCCAGUGAGCCAGACAGCCAAGAUACCCCAGGCCCAGCAUGGCUCCAGAUGCCCCUGGCCCCAGCGAGCCAGGCAGCCAAGAUGCCCCAGGCGCAGAUGCCCCCAGCAUGGGCCCAGAUGCCCCCAGCAUGGGCCCAGAUGCCCCCGGCCCCAAUGAGCCAGGCAGCCAAGAUGCUCCAGGCCAAGAUGUCCCAAGCAUGGGUCCAGAUGCCCCCGGCCCCAGUGAGCCAGGCAGCCAAGAUGCCCCAGGCCAAGAUGCCCCGAGCAUGGGUCCAGAUGCCCCCGGCCCCAGUGAGCCAGGCAGCCAAGAUGCUCCAGGCCAAGAUGUCCCAAGCAUGGGUCCAGAUGCCCCCGGCCCCAGUGAGCCAGGCAGCCAAGAUGCCCCAGGCCAAGAUGCCCCGAGCAUGGGUCCAGAUGCCCCCGGCCCCAGUGAGCCAGGCAGCCAAGAUGCCCCAGGCCAAGAUGCCCCAAGCAUGGGUCCAGAUGCCCCCGGCCCCAGUGAGCCAGGCAGCCAAGAUGCCCCAGGAGCAGGCAAAGGUGCCUCCGGCCCGAGUAAGCCAGACAGCCAAGAUGCCCGGGGCAUCUGCGCCUGGGACAUCUUGGGCCCAGAUCCCCCUGGCUCCAGUGAGCCAGACAGCCAAGAUGCUCCAGGCCAAGAUUCCCCAAGCAUGGGUCCAGAUGCCCCCGGCCCCAGUGAGCCAGGCAGCCAAGAUGCCCCAGGCCAAGAUGCCCCGAGCAUGGGUCCAGAUGCCCCCGGCCCCAGUGAGCCAGGCAGCCAAGAUGCCCCAGGCCAAGAUGCCCCAAGCAUGGGUCCAGAUGCCCCCGGCCCCAGUGAGCCAGGCAGCCAAGAUGCCCCAGGAGCAGGCAAAGGUGCCUCCGGCCCGAGUAAGCCAGACAGCCAAGAUGCCCGGGGCAUCUGCGCCUGGGACAUCUUGGGCCCAGAUCCCCCUGGCUCCAGUGAGCCAGACAGCCAAGAUGCUCCAGGCCAAGAUUCCCCAAGCAUGGGUCCAGAUGCCCCCGGCCCCAGUGAGCCAGGCAGCCAAGAUGCCCCAGGCCAAGAUGCCCCGAGCAUGGGUCCAGAUGCCCCCGGCCCCCGUGAGCCAGGCAGCCAAGAUGCCCCAGGAGCAGGCAAAGGUGCCUCCGGCCCCAGUAAGCCAGACAGCCAAGAUGCCCGGGGCAUCUGCGCCUGGGGCAUCUUGGGCCCAGAUCCCCCUGGCUCCAGUGAGCCAGACAGCCAAGAUGCUCCAGGCCAAGCUGCCCCAAGCAUGGGUCCAGAUGCCCCCGGCCCCAGUGAGCCAGGCAGCCAAGAUGCCCCAGGCCAAGAUGCCCCGAGCAUGGGUCCAGAUGCCCCCAGCCCCAGUGAGCCAGGUAGCCAAGAUGAGCCAGGCAGCCAAGAUGCCCCAGGCGCAGAUGACUCAAUCCAACUCUUUAGGUAGUCUUGGCAGCUCCUCCAUGGAUGUCAGUGGCGAUGCUGAGGGUCCCUCAUCAGGGCAAGAGCACUACCUUGUGAUCUCAGAGCCAUCAGGUUUUCAAACGCGCUACGUGGUUAAAUCCUUCAAUCGUUACGUGCGUGGAAAAAGGGUCUUUUCCCAAACCACCUACAUCCCACUGGACGUUCCUCCAAGUGAUGGUGCUGCUCAGCCUGCUCCUGUCCCCAGUUUUCCUGGACAUGAAGCCCAGACUGGCCAAACUGUAGACUACAUUCCUUCAAGGAAAGGAUAACUUGCCCAGUUGAUCUUUGCCAUAGAGGCCCUGAACUCCAACCUGAAUGGAUUUCUAGGAUUCACUUUACAUUGUGGUUAAAACAAUAAAAAGAUUUUUCUCAAA